Molecule: messenger RNA, 3691 nt
Organism: Scheffersomyces amazonensis
Lineage: Eukaryota; Fungi; Ascomycota; Pichiomycetes; Serinales; Debaryomycetaceae
Exons: 1
Coding region: 31-3615 (1194 amino acids)
Biological process (GO): intracellular protein transport; endosome organization; organelle fusion
Cellular component (GO): endosome; HOPS complex
Molecular function (GO): protein-macromolecule adaptor activity
Source: RefSeq, a predicted model, not a curated record
CGACUAAUCAAUACCCGAGUGCUGACAGCAAUGGAAACUCGGAACGGUAAGGAUCCUGCACCCUCCAUCAACUCGGAUUCCACCGCAUCAUUCAACAAUAGCAGUGGAGUCGGCAGUAGUAAUGGCAAUGGCAAUGGCAAUGUGAAUGGCAGUAGUAAUAGUAAUAGUAACAAGAGAAAUGCUGAUGGAGCAUUAGCACAGUAUCUCUCGUCCACUUCUUCUAGUACUACUACUACAUUUGAAAAUGAGUAUGAUAAACCUUCAUUCUCCAUAGAGACCGUUCAAUUACAAUUUGAUUUAAAUCAUGGACUAACUAACUUACUUGUAUCUAAUAAUAUUAUGUUCUUAAUCCUUAUUAAUUCUAUCAUAAGAAUUGAUUUAGAUAAUCCUACGCAAAUUAAUCGAUUUCAAGUGCCUUCUAUAAGUAGUGUACCAUCCAUAUCAAUCACUGGAAGUUGGUUACAUCCUAAUGGUGCCCAUCUAAUUAUUCAAGUUAAUAGUAUCCAUUAUUUCUAUCUUCAUUCAUCGUAUGAACAAUUCAAGUUAUUACCUCGAUUUAAGAAUUUAAAAGUUGUACAAAUCUGUUUCCCAAGUCAACAAGAUGAUGAUAAUAUUGUUGGUUCAACUACAGGAGAAUUCUUAGUGGCAGUUAAAGAGGGGAUCAUCUAUUCUGCUCUUAUAAAGUAUCAUGCCGAGACUAACAAACGUGAUGAUAAGUAUGUUAAGCAAUUAUAUAAGCAUCCUACAUCCAACAACAACAACACUUCCUUAACUGGUUUAACAUUCACCAACAAUAAUAGUCAAAUAAAUAUCUUUAUUGAUGAUAACAUCUAUAUAUGGGAUUGCUUUGAUUGGACAUAUGCCGAAUUGGUUAAUGUAUUUAAGAAUCCUGCUCAUAAGAUUAUUGAAUUACCUAAAACCAAAACAGCCAUAUUUGCAUGUAAUCCUCAAGCUUAUAUAUAUAUUGAUCCAUUAACUAAUGAAUUCCAAUCAAAUGAUGAAGAAUUAGUAUUAUCUCAAGUUGAAAAAUUACCAGCUCAUGCAACUAUUUUCAAUCUGAAUGUCAUACUAAGUCCUCAUCAUUUGAUUGCUUUAGAUAAUAAUCAAGAACAUAUUUUAAUAUUUAAUAAGCUUUCAUCAACCGAUGCAAUAGAAUUAUCUUUAUUAAAGUAUACUGUUGAUAAUGAACCAAUAUUAGGUAUGAUUGCUGAUUAUAGAUUAGGAACUUAUUGGUUAUAUUCAUCCAAUGCAAUUUAUGAAUUAAUUAUUAAUAAUGAAAGUGUAUCAACAUGGUAUAACUAUUAUAAAAUGGGGAAAUAUGAACAAGCAUUGAAAUGUCUUGAAGAAUCUCCGGAAACAAAUUAUUAUAAAACAGAUUUAAUUCUUAUUAAACAAGGUUAUGAUUAUCUUCAACGAGGAGGGUUUGGAAGUAUUGAAGAUGAUCAAGUUCAAAGCUUAAACAAAGAUGAAUUACUUGAAUUACAAAUAAAGGGAAUUCGAAUCUUGGGUAAAUCUUCAGAACCAUUUGAAAAAGUAUGUUUGAUGUUAUUGAAUCUCCAGCAACAUCAACAAUCUCAAUCACAAUCACAAUCUCACGAUAAGAUAACCUUUGGUUCUAAAACCACCAUUGUUCAUCUAGUAGCACAAAUCUUGUUGAUUGAAUAUUUAAAAGUUAAGUUUACUCAUGCUAAGGAUAUCGAAAAGAAUAAGAUUAGAAUCAUUAUAUUAUCUAGUUGGAUAAUUGAAUUAAUGUUAAGAACUAUCUAUGUAUUAGGUGAUGAUUUACGAGGCGAGAAUUUGAAUGAUCCAUCAUCAUCACCAUCAUCUAGUUCAUUAGAUGUUAAACGAUUUAAACAAAAAUGGUUAGAAUCUUUUGAAUCUGACUUUCAUAAAUUUUUAGCAUCCAACUAUAAGAUUCUCGAUCAAGAUAUUAUAUAUCAGAUAAUGAUAGAAUUAAAUUUACCAUCUAAAUUUAUAUUCUUUGCAGAAUUAAUUGAAGAUUAUCAAUUUAUUUUAAAUCAUUAUAUUGAUAUAAAUGAUUGGGAGAAUGCUAUAAAAGCCAUUAUUAAAUUAUAUAAUUCAUCUUUACCUAAUAAGAUGGAUAUUAUCUAUAAAUCAUCAACUGUCUUAUUAAUUAAUAGUCCUCAAUCAACUAUUAAUACUUGGUUAAAAUUUAAUGAAUCAGAUAUUCAUUAUGAAAACUUUUUACCGGCAAUCUUAAUCUAUAAUAAAAGUAUAAAUCACAUUAAAUUAUAUGAUAAUUAUACCAUUAAGUUUUUAACCAAAUUGAUUUUUGAUAAGGGUAUUAAAAGUAAACAAUUGAACAAUUACUAUUUAUCGUUAUUGAUAACUUAUCCAAAUCAAGAUAUCAAUAAUAAUACUAAUAGUUCUAGUAAACAAAUCCUUAAAUUCUUACAUUAUAUUAGAAGUGAAUCCGGAUCUAAAGGUCAAUUGUAUGAUGCCAAUUUCAUAUUACGAUUAUGUUUGAAUAGAAAUCAAUAUGAGGCAGCUAUUCUUAUCUUAAUUCAUGAUAUGAAAUUGUAUGAUCUGGCAUUGGAAUUGUCUUUAGAUAAUGAUUUACCUCAACUAGCACAAUUUGUAUUACAAGAAUAUGAUAGACAUGAUAAUAGUAAUGGUAUUAGUCAUAGUAAUGGAAAUAAUGGUAAUUCUAAUGGUAAUGGUUAUGGUUAUGGUUAUAAUGGAAGUAUUGAAGAAGAUUAUAUAACUAGAACCAAAUUAGAAGAAGAAAGUUUUAGUUCUAGAAAGAAAUUGUGGACGAGCUUUUCUCGUUAUGUUAUUGAUAAAGUCUGUAAGGGAGAACCCAUUGAUCUUGAUUUUGGAGAUGAUGAAAAUAAUGAUGAUAAUGCUAAUGGAAGUGUAGUAGAUGUGAAUGAUACUAAAAAUACUGAUAAGGAGACUAAGAGCAUUAUUGAUGUUACUAAGGAUUUAGUUAAUGAUAUUGUUGGUAACACAGGUGAUGAUUUACAGAAAGCAGACCAUUUAACUCAUCUGUCACAACGAUUAAGUAAAGUAUUGAAAUAUAUAUUGAAACUUUCUAGACUCAAUAGUAAUGAUAAUAAUGGAGUUAUAGGACUUAAAGAUUUAUUACCAUUAUUCCCCGAAUCAAUAAUGAUUAAUAAUUUCAAAGAUGAAAUAGUCAAAUCACUUAAUGAAUAUAACAAUAAGAUCAAUCGUCUUUCAUUAGAGAUGAAUGAAUCAUUAACUAUAGCUCGGAAUUUAAAGCAACAAAUGAAAGAUUCACAGGCUCUUGAUCAAACUUCUAAAAUAUACUCGAUAAUUGAACCCGGUGAACCAUGUCAGUUAUGUCAAAAGUUACUUAUCAGUAAGAAUUUCAUCUAUUUCCCCAAUUGUCAUCAUGGUCAUCAUAAGGAUUGUUUAGUUCGGAAUUACUUGAUGUUGAAGAAUGAUUAUCGAUUCAAGAAGAUAUAUAAUAACUUUCAGAAGAAUCCUACUUCGACCAUCAAUAAGCAAGAGUUAAAUGAUAUAUUAACUCGGUCUUGUAUCUUAUGUAAUGAGAGUAAUAUCAAUCUUAUUGAUGUGGGGUUUGUUGAUUUUGAAAAAGAUAGUAGUGAUAUUGUGGAUUGGCAGUUGUGAUAAUCCACUGAGUUUAUAUAAUAUAUAUACUAUAUAGAUUUACAACUAGUAGAGUAAGUUCAUUAAUAUAUGUAGG